Messenger RNA from Penicillium arizonense, 2094 nucleotides. RefSeq lists its product as uncharacterized. The transcript has 3 exons. The record is from RefSeq and is a predicted model, not a curated record. NCBI's taxonomy places the organism in Eukaryota, Fungi, Ascomycota, Eurotiomycetes, Eurotiales, Aspergillaceae. The coding region runs from base 1 to 2094 and encodes 697 amino acids.
AUGGACGUCCAGUCAAAGAAGGAAGUGGCAACGCCUGUACUUGAGCCAAGAACACCAAUUUCUUCUCUUCUUGAGCUUUGCACCUGUCUUUUUGCAACACUAAUCAGUACCUUAUCAAGCCAAGACUCACCCACUCAUCUUGUCCCCUGCUUACAGGAGGAGCUAAGUCGAUUAAGAGUUUGGGCGGGCAACCUUGGUGCGCAACGGGAAGAGAACGAUGAGCAAUCUUUGGAAUAUAGUCUAAAGGAUGCGCCUGAGCUACGUCGCGAGGUAAUUGACCACUUCCAUGACCUUAGUGAAGCCAUUCAAGAAGCAACGAGUAUCGCGUCUGGAGAGGAAAUACAGUUUGCCACCGAUACUUCUGAUUCUGAAAACGAAAUAUCAGAUCCAGGCCGCGUUAGAGCCCGUGAGGAACCGAAGCAUGGAGAUGGUGACUACCAUGAGUUGGAAGAGUAUCUCGAAGAUAUUCGGCAUACCGUCACAAGUCUAAGCAGUUACCGAUUCGCGAACACCCUUGAAAACCCGGCAGGUAAUGUCCGAGUGUGGGGAUCGGCGGACGUGAGGCCUUACGAGACAGACAGCCCGAUUUUGUGGGACAUUGAAGGAACAGCUAUUCCUCCCAACUUUCAACAUUCGACGGCAGACGUCAUGGACAAAAAUCGCAAUGAAUAUGAUGAAAUACGUCGGGAACCUCUGCAGUUGCAGGAAAUGAUGCAAAAAUCAGAGGAAAUGUUGUUGAAUAUUGAAGGUGGUGCUGAUUUCGACUUCGGAAAAGAGCUGCAUGGUCUGAUCAGUGUUAAGGAGUUCGAUGAUAUUACACUUAACGAUCGCUUUGCUUGCAAAGAGGCAGACAACAUGAAGUCGCACCGACCUAGGGGAGUUUUAGAUAUGGAUGACAAGAAGUUUGAGGUCUGGUUUGAAUGGAAAUCAGUUGAUAACGUUACCAAAGGCUCCAGUGAGGACAAAAAGUCCAGGUUACUUACAGCAAUUCUUGCACAGAUGCUCCACAGCAACAAGCCACAGCACUUUUAUUCACCAAAAUGCAUCGGAUAUGUUGAUGAUCGUGAAAGACAUAACCGAUACGGAUGGGUAUUUAUGAUGCCCAAAGGGUCGGUCAAGGACACCACAUUGAAGAGUCUUCAUACUAUCUUGGGUCAGAGCCACUUUAAGCCAACUCUCGCGCAACGAAUUUCUCUCGCUUGGAAGUUGGCCUCCACUCUACUGUAUCUGCACUCCGCAAAUUGGCUACACAACGGGAUCCAUAGUGGAAAUGUCGUCUUUUCGUUUGAUGGGGAGACCUUCGAUGUCGAGAAACCCAUCUUGUCGGGAUUUGAGUAUUCACGACCACAGAGCCACAAAACGACCUAUCUCAGCCUUGAUCCAAUAUGGGAUAUUUAUCGAUGGCCAGGUAUUCAGAUUGAGGCAUCGAAAGCAGAUAACCCUCGAAGGACAUAUGAUAUUUAUAGCCUGGGCUUGGUUCUUCUCGAGGUUGCGCAUUGGAAACCUUUGCACGAGAUGAUGCGUCUUAAAAAAUGGCCCGAACCUUCUUCUCAAGACUGCAGAAUCCGUGCUUGGCUUUUGGGAGAAGAGCGCUUCCCUCCUUUUAAGAGAUCCAACCCUCUGCUUGAAUUGCGCGAUAUCGCAGGAGAAAAGUACUGGAAAGCCACCAACCGCUGUCUUGUAGCACACGGCGAGAUGGGGAUGUGUAUUCAAGAAGAAGCUGAUCAGGCACAUGGCACUGAGAUCGGGGUUCGGCUUCAUGAAGCCUUUACAAAUCUUGUAGUUGAUGAACUCAAAGGUGAGGAACACGUGGUUAAAUUGAUUCCAGGAGAGAACAACUCAACUCUGUCUCUAACUACCUGUGCAGACGCGUCGAUUGCGGCAGAUAGUGCACAGGCCAAGGGAUUUGAGGAUAUCGUCUCAGAACACCAGCCUCAACAAAUAAUUGUCUCGACGCUUGGAGAUCUCAUCUCAGCGAGGCGGGUCGUUGUUGGCCCUCGGGAUUUGCGAUGCAUUGGCCAGAGGUCUGAUGAAACUAGGGGAAAAUUGCCGCAAGACACUAUUGGAAGAAGUUCCGGUGAUAAUUUGAAGUGA